Molecule: messenger RNA, 2714 nt
Organism: Medicago truncatula (barrel medic)
Lineage: Eukaryota; Viridiplantae; Streptophyta; Magnoliopsida; Fabales; Fabaceae
Product: proline-rich receptor-like protein kinase PERK9
Exons: 8
Coding region: 304-2277 (657 amino acids)
Biological process (GO): protein phosphorylation
Molecular function (GO): ATP binding; protein kinase activity
Source: RefSeq, a predicted model, not a curated record
AUAAAUUAAUUAAUGAAAAAGAAUAGUAGGAGUAUUAUACUAUUAGCUUGUUCUUGAAUUGAGUAAAAGUUGAAGAAUUGUUCAAAGAAAACAAGUUUGAGUUGUGAGGAUCCUGUCAAUGGUGCUGAGUGGUGAUCAUCAAGAUAGUUCAUAGAAAUAAGAAAGAUAUUGGUUGGGUUGGUGACACAAACAUUCAUUCAUUCUUCUUCAUGUGUUUUUGAUUUUCAAUUUCAAUAAGAAAAAUCUAAACUUUGGUUGCACGCACGUGAAAGAAAUGCGAGUUUCAAGCGUUGAAAGAUAAAUAUGUCAGCGGCGUCGCCGUCUCCGGCAUCCUCUAAUACCACCCAGCCACCUUCCUCAGCCACUGCUCCGCCACCGCAACAACCAUCAGCUGCACCUCUUUCAGCUCCUCCUCCAGCCGUGCCGUCUCCUACUCCGACUUCACCAGUUCCCCGUGCUUCAACUCCGUCGCCGCCUCCUGUAGCUCCUACUCUAACCCCGCCAACACGGCCUCCGCCACCGCCACCACAAUCACCCGUUCCGCCAAGAACCUCGCCUCCACCGGACAAUUCACCCCCUCCUCCUACUGUUACACCACCCAGACGUUCACCUCCACCACCCCCUAAAAACUCGUCUCAAACUCCACCUCCUAGGCCACAACCACCAUCAUCACCGCCACCAUCAUUACAACCUACACCGCCUAGGCCAUCCCCGGCACCACCAGUACAACCACCAUCAUCAUCACCAUCACCAGUACAACCCGCACCGCCAAGGUCAUCACCACCACCAUCAUCAUUACUAUCACCACCACCAACAUCAUCAACCCCUCCUCCUGCCACGUCUAUUACACAACCACCUCCACCUCCACCAUCAAAUUCAACAACACCGAGGCUAUCUCCUCCAACACCCGCCUCAAUCAUUCAAUUGUCGCCACCUCCUCCACCACUGCAGAACGGAUCAGAAAACUCAAGCCCUCAAUCUGGAGGAAUUAGUUCUGGUGCUAUAUUGGCUAUUGCCGUGUUUGGUGGAAUUCUAUUUCUUGGCUUCAUUGGAGUUGCUAUCUGGUGCUUCAGAAGACAACGCAAAAAGGAUUCUUCUAAUCAUGGUUAUGUCAUGCCUUCCACUCUUCCCUCCUCCUCAACUGAAUCAGAUUCAUCUUUUUUUAAGAUACAUGCUGCCUCUACUCCUCUUGUAAGCAGUGAUGUUGUGCAUACACCAUCUGAUCCUGGCGGUGGAAUGGGCCACUCGAGGAACUGGUUUUCAUAUGAAGAGCUAAUCAAGGCAACAAAUGGUUUCUCGACUCUGAAUCUUUUGGGAGAAGGUGGAUUUGGCUCUGUGUAUAAAGGAAUUUUACCUGAUGGGAGAGAGAUAGCAGUGAAGCAACUCAAAAUUGGUGGAAGUCAAGGGGAGAGAGAAUUCAAAGCUGAAGUUGACAUUAUUAGUCGCAUACAUCAUCGCCAUUUGGUUUCAUUAGUUGGAUACUGCAUUCAAGAUAACAGAAAAAUACUUGUCUAUGACUACGUCCCUAACAAUACCCUUUAUUUUCAUCUACAUGAAAAUGGUCAACCUGUACUGGAAUGGGAAAAACGUGUUAAAAUCGCAGCUGGUGCAGCUCGAGGAAUAGCUUAUCUUCAUGAAGACUGCAAUCCUCGGAUUAUUCAUAGAGAUAUCAAGCCAUCAAACAUUCUUUUGGAUUACAACUAUGAAGCUCGUGUCUCAGAUUUCGGCCUAGCCAAAUUAGCUCAGGAUGCAAAUACACAUGUAUCAACGCGUGUCAUGGGAACUUUUGGGUAUGUUGCCCCUGAAUAUGCAUCAAGUGGAAAAUUGACUGACAAGUCUGAUGUAUAUUCUUUUGGAGUUGUGCUUUUGGAACUCAUUACCGGACGGAUGCCUGUAGAUCCAUCACAAAUGGGAGAUGAGAGUCUAGUUGAAUGGGCUCGACCAUUGCUAAGUGAUGCACUUGAAACUGGGGAAUUUGAGAGUUUGAUAGAUCCAAAGCUAGGGAAGAACUACAUUGAUAGUGAAAUGUUUUGCAUGAUUGAAGUUGCUGCUGCUUGUGUUCGACAUUCAGCUUCUAAGAGACCUCGCAUGGGACAGGUUGUUAGAGCUUUCGAAAGCUUAGCAACUUCAGAUCUAACAAACGGAAUGCGAGUUGGUGAAAGUCAGGCAUUUGACUCUGCACAACAAUCUGAAGAAAUAAGAUUGUUUCGGAGGAUGGCAUUUGGUAGUCAAAAUUAUAGCUCCGAAUAUUUUAAUCACUCUAGCUUGCGUCUGUAAAGGCCAAUGUAUGUAUGUAUGUAGUGAAAGAGUUUAUUUUGGACCAAAACUUCAAUCAAGGAAAGCCAAGGGGAGAAGCCUCAACUCACUUCGGUUGGCUUGGUGGUAUUGGCUUGAGAUCUGGGAGUGUGCUCCUCCUCAAGGUCUCAGGUUCGAUUCUCUCCGAUGUCAAUUUGGGUGGGCUUCUUAAAAAAAAAAAAAAAAAAAAAAAUAGGGAGAAGGCUUGGUUGAAUAUUUUUGGCUGUAGAUAUGGCUAAUGUCCAUAGGUGCUUUUGAUUCUGGAACUGCUAACUGGACUCAUCAGAUUCAAACACCCAUUCUUGUGACCAAAAAUUUAUGUUUGUUUUCAUUAACUGUUCUUUGACAGAAUUUUGUUUCUUGUAAAUAGAAUUUGUAAAAUAUAACUUAUAAUAUAUAAUAAUUUGAUUUGUAGCAUA